Cynoglossus semilaevis (tongue sole) is the source of this 709-nucleotide messenger RNA. RefSeq names its product nucleolar protein 58-like. Gene Ontology annotation, cellular component: axon; cytoplasm; postsynaptic intermediate filament cytoskeleton. The record is from RefSeq and is a predicted model, not a curated record. Gene Ontology annotation, molecular function: structural constituent of postsynaptic intermediate filament cytoskeleton. NCBI's taxonomy places the organism in Eukaryota, Metazoa, Chordata, Actinopteri, Pleuronectiformes, Cynoglossidae. Gene Ontology annotation, biological process: neurofilament bundle assembly. The annotation marks the transcript as partial. The transcript has 2 exons.
GCUGACGUCACGAUCGGCUCCUAUAAAAGACGGACUCUCUCCCGCAGUGAACGCCACAACCCCCCCGGACGCACGCCAGACGCCGGACGACGCCAUGAUGACUUCCGUCGGCUACGACCCUUACUUCCCCUCUCCCUACAAGAGGAGGGUGACGGCGCGCGGCGCGGCAAGCGGGCACGACGUCGGCGCGCCGGGACUGGGAUUCAAACCCUCCUACUGCUCCGCCGGUUCCUACGCGUCGUCCCGCAGAAGCUACCCAGCCUACUCCUCCGCCGAGCUCCGCCUGGACCAGGCCGCCCAGGUCGGCGGCGAGUUCAAGGCGCUGAGGACCCAGGAGAAGGCGGAGCUGCAGGGCCUGAACGACCGCUUCGCCAACUUCAUCGACCGCGUCCAGAAGAAGGAGGAGAGGAGGAAGAAGGAGGAGAGGAAGAAGGAGGAGAGGAAGAAGGAGGAGAGGAAGAAGGAGGAGAGGAAGAAGGAGGAGAGGAAGAAGGAGGAGAGGAAGAAGGAGGAGAGGAAGAAGGAGGAGAGGAAGAAGGAGGAGAGGAAGAAGGAGGAGAGGAAGAAGGAGGAGAGGAAGAAGGAGGAGAGGAAGAAGGAGGAGAGGAAGAAGGAGGAGAGGAAGAAGGAGGAGAGGAAGAAGGAGGAGAGGAAGAAGGAGGAGAGGAAGAAGGAGGAGAGGAAGAAGGAGGAGAGGAAGAAGGAGGAG